AUGACAGAGUCUAUACCCAUAACUGCUUCAGAAAUAAUAAAUGAAGGGCCAGACGAAAAGCGCAAUGAAAGGUUUCAUUUAACCCCUGGCGAAAGAAUUCUGGCUUUGGUAUCAACAAGUGCAAUAGUAGGUGGAAUGGCUGGCUUUUAUGAUGGAGUAAGAACAUCUUCCCUUCGGUACUUAACCGAAAAUGCUCAUAGAUUACCGAAAACCGUGGGCGGUUGGUACUUCUAUCAUAAAAAAAAGAACUAUAUUAUGGUGGUCUCUGGGGUAAAACAAGCAUUGAAGACGGGGUUUAAAUUUGGUGGAGCAGUUGGUGGAUUUUUCGGUAUGGAAUAUUUAUUUGAUUCUGUAAGAGGAAACACCAUUGAUUUUAUGAACACUACUGCUGCUGCUCUUAUAACUUCCACCGUUUAUGCUAGAUUUAACCAACUAAGUUAUAUUCAAACUAGGAAGAUGAUAGUCAAAUGUUCAGCAUUGGGUUUGUUUCUCGGUUUGGCCCAGGAUUACUUAAUACAUGCUAGAAAAGGAAGAGUCUGGUAUUUUGAUAAGUACUUACAAGGAAAGCUGUUCGUAUAA
Molecule: messenger RNA, 579 nt
Organism: Candida tropicalis MYA-3404
Lineage: Eukaryota; Fungi; Ascomycota; Pichiomycetes; Serinales; Debaryomycetaceae
Exons: 1
Coding region: 1-579 (192 amino acids)
Source: RefSeq, a predicted model, not a curated record